Molecule: messenger RNA, 1614 nt
Organism: Thalassophryne amazonica
Lineage: Eukaryota; Metazoa; Chordata; Actinopteri; Batrachoidiformes; Batrachoididae
Exons: 2
Coding region: 100-1563 (487 amino acids)
Source: RefSeq, a predicted model, not a curated record
CUGAAGGUGUUGGCUCUCCACCUUAAAGGCGUCACGGUUUAAUGCCCUGGUGGGAGUUGCUGAUCGGGAAAUCAAGGACCACAAGAGGCGGGCGUCGCUAUGGCAACCAGUGGAAGCCCCGGAAUUGGAAGUGUCGGCUGCUGGGUCAUACUCCUCCUUGUAGGUGGUGCCAUGGUCUCCAGCUGCUGGGGAAUGACAGAAGGGAAUGAACUCAACAAAAUUGUGAGAUUUAAAACAGGAUGGAAGGAAUCUUCAAGGAACAGGACACAAGACAAUUUCACUUGCAAAGCAAAUCAUCCAUGUAGAAUGAUUAAUCUAACUAGUAACUGUGAUUUAUGGUCAUGUGUGACCUGUGUUGCCAAUCACCGUGUACCAAUAUUUACUAAAGGAUGCAAUGUCACUCUUAGUGCUGAAGUAAAUAUAUGUGUAUUUAAUAUGACAAGUAGAAUAUGUACUACCAUUAAUGGAACUACCUGGACAGUCAAACUGCAGAGUCAAAUAUUUAUCAGUAAUGGUACCACAAUUGAGGGAAGAAGAACUCGCUUCCUAUAUGGAUUAAGGGUACUACCAAAAGAAGCUAAGGCAACACAAACCCAGGUUGCCCCUUUAAUUGAUACUUGUACUCAUUUGGCACAGGCCACAGUAAAAACAAAGGUAUAUUGGCAAAUUACCUUUCCAAAUAUUCUGACUUGCAGAAGACGCCGAAGAGCGUGGUAUGACACUUUAUUAGGAGGAACAGGAACUGUCCUAGGAGUAUCAAAUACUGUGGACAAUGAAGUAACUAGAACCAUGCUGUCAAACACAGGUCAGUAUUCAUCUCAAGUAUUACAUCAGAUAGGAGAGUGGUUACCAACAGCAUUGGUAGGACAAUUGCAAAAUGCAGAUUUGUGGCAGAAGAGCUUUCAAUGGCAAAUGAAACUAUGGAAUGAAACCUAUGAUUCACUGAAAAACUUAUCACAUAUAAGUAAUUGGACAGCAUGUGCAAUGCAAACAAUCCAUGCAGAAGCUCUAAAAGAACGAUUCCAGCGUAUAGUUACUGCAGGGAACUACUAUGAUUGGAGACGGAUUUGGAAUAUAACUGAUACCUUAUGGUUAAAGUUACAUCCAGAAUUUACACAGUGUAAUGAAACAGUAUGUACUGGACACUGGACCCAGUACAAUGUGACACAACCAAAGGUUGUUUGUAAAUAUCAAGUAUUACCGGUAAUUACGACUAAUGGCUAUUGGUUCUUGCAUAUGGAUGGAGAGUGGUUAGAACCAAAAACCAAUACGACUUUUGAUACUAAAAUGUGUGACAUCACUGAUAAAGGAAUGACCUGUGUGCUGCAAACUGGAUAUGCUAAUCCAUGUCUAACCGACUCAGAGGUUGUACUUUGUGAUUGGACAAGAGAAACACCAAGAGAAAUGUGGCAGAUUGGCCCACAUACUCUGUGUGUUGCAACAAUGACAGAAAAUUCACAGGUGCCUUCGGUUCCGUACACUGGCUGUUUAAAUAAUGUACACUUAUGGCAUUGGGGAAACCGGACUUAUCGUUUGACUAAUUAUUCUGUAUCGUUUGACUAAUUCGGCUGACUUCGGUACAAUGGGAUGUAUUGCAUUCCCCAUGGAGUCUUU